Molecule: messenger RNA, 1923 nt
Organism: Syzygium oleosum
Lineage: Eukaryota; Viridiplantae; Streptophyta; Magnoliopsida; Myrtales; Myrtaceae
Exons: 4
Coding region: 1218-1784 (188 amino acids)
Source: RefSeq, a predicted model, not a curated record
CUUGUCUUAUUGCGCGCGAGUUUUCUCCCGAUUUUCGUGAACCUUCCUCGAUCGUCGUCUUCUUCAGCUAGGGGCUCUGCCCUUUAAAUUCGUUCCACAUUCAAGUUUUAUCCGUGUUUGAAAACGUGCAUUGGACAGAAUUGUUGAAACAUAUUCAUGAAUACAAAGAAGUUGUGACUAGGGCUCUGUUUCAUGUAAUAAUAUCUGAUAAAGUUGCUUUAGGGAUGGAUGUCUCUCAACAAACAUCAAGGGUAAAUUUCUAUUAUUAAUGAAAGAGGGAAUAAAUCAUGGAACUUGAAAAUUUAGAGAGUGUCCAUGCCUAGUCGAAAUAUGAGGAGUCACUUUUACGCCUUGUUCUCGAUAAACUCUCGACUGUUCAUCAUCAUGAAGAUUUGGAGGGGUGACUUGCGGUUUAACAUGUCUUGUGUUUGCUUACACAACUCUCUUUCCGCUGUUCUUUUCAAAUUCUAGAAUAGUUUUUAAGAAGCCCUUGUUUUUAAUCUUGAUUGAUUUCGUUAUGACUGUGGGGAUAAUAUUAACUUCCAAUCUAUGUUGAAAUUUUCUCAUAGCAAGUCAAAUUAAUGAAGUUUACGUGAACUGUCACUAAGGUUGUCGUUUUUCAAGCGUAGAGGGGACCAAACAGUUAGUAGAUUGUGAGCUGGUUUCUUAUGGCCACACGCACCCAAGGCUUCUCACUGCUCUUAAAUCGGCCAACAAAUUUCAAACGGAGCAUCCCUUUUUCAAGGUGGUGAUGAGGCCCUCUUAUGUUAAGUAUGGCUUAGGAAUGCCAAAGAGGUUCACGAGAAAAUACGGUGAGAAUCUCUCAAAAGGGUUCAUGAGAAAAUAUGGUGAGAACUCUCGAAAGGAUGCUUAUGAGAGAAUGGUGCAAUUAUUUGGCCUGUGGAAUUGGAAAAAUAUGGUGAGAUGGUUUGGCUAUCGAAGGGUUGGAAUUAAUUUGCAGAGCAUUACUCUAUCUGUGAGGGCCAAUUUUUGGUCUUUAAAUCUGAAGAGGACUCCAUUUUCCAUGUAAUCAUAUUUGAUAAAAGCACGUCUGACAUAGGAUAUCCGCCAAUCAAUGCUGAUGUGAGGAACCGAGCCUCGGCGAUUGUGGAAUUGUCUUGCUGAAAGUGGAAGAUGCUGGAGAUUGUCAUGAUGUUUCGGUCGAGCUUUAAGUCUUGAGGGAUGGAUUGCAUUCAGCCAAGUGUCCUCGGCUUUGUAUGGCAAGGGAAUUUGAUCAGGUUUGCGAAGUUCACGGCGGUUCCUAUGCACAUUCAUCAGCACAGAGUUUGGAAAGGAACAGAAGUUCAAAUUGCUCAUCAUUAGAUUUUCCAGGUAAGCUGAAAGAGCCAGGCUUGUGCAAUGCUUUUGAACUUGCCAGCAAAUAUAAACCACGAGUAUCCUUUCUCCAAAAUUGCGGUGAGGUGAAUACAUCUGAAGAAAAACAAUGUGAAAUCAUUGGUUGUUAUCUUCUUUCUGAUGACAAAAUCGUGAAAUGUCUGCUUGAGCAGAGAGUUCCUGGUUCAUUCCCAAAGACGCACAUUAAGAAAAGCCCGCAGACCGUGGCUCAUAUUUCAAGACAAAUCAUGGCCAUUGAAGCUCAUCAUCCACGAACAUUAUGGAAAGUUAUCUGCCUGUUGGGAUGCAUUCAUGAGAGAAACUUCUCUGAAGGUGGAAGACGUGUGUGUUCGAGCUUUAUCAAAAGGGACGAUAUUGUGUUCAGAGUAUCCAUCUUCAGAACCACUGAUAAGACUUGGGUGAAUAAUACACUAUGCAAUACGAUAUAGCAGAAAAAGCUUCGCUUUAGCUCACUUUUGGUGAGAACAGAACUUAUAGAAUUGCUAGGCUGAAUUCUGCUUCCGAUUUGGCAAAAUGGAUAAAAGCAUGAGUUUUGUUCUAAUGAAUGCAGUGGUCCUGAAUGUGUAA